AUAAAAUAUAAAUGGAUAGGUUUAAUCCCAGAAACUUAGAGAAUAUAAAGGAAAUAGAAAACGACGAUUCCGAUCAGGGCGAAUUCGAUGAACAAGAUAAUUUAUAGAUGACGAUUAUGAUGAAGAUUUUUUGGAAGCAAACGAGCCACAAAACCCAAUGCAAGAGGUUUUGCUUAAAGUUCCUGGGUUGAUAACUUCCCAGUUUGCCUCCCCCAUCAUGAAGUUGAAUAAUUCUGGAAAUAAAUGGAACAACAGAAUGCUGGUGAUAAACCAGGAUUAUCUAGGGUACAUUAGGAAGGUUCCUGUUAAUAACGAAAUAACGGAAAAAGAUAUACCAAAGCAAUGUGUGCAUGUUUCUUAUAUCCUCGAUGUUGGCCCUGUCUCUGAUGAAGAAGCUAAGAAGUACAAAAAGAAAAUCAAAGAUCCUGAUAUCUGUUUCAAAGUCGAGCUUAUCAAAGCAGCUCUUUACAAAGGCAAGGCUAAAGAACCCAAGAUGCUUGAUCAGAUAACAGAAAAGAUGAAGAGUAAGCCUCAAAAAUGGUUCUUCAUGUGUGAAGUCAAAGAAGACAGGAACACUUGGAUUAAUAAGAUUAGAGAGAUAGCACCUGAGCUCAGAACUCCUUCUAUUGAUAUUGAUGAAGACUUAUAUCAAGAUCCUAUUAGAAAAACUCUUGAGAAAUCGAAAGAAGAGUCUAAAGGAUACAAGAAUGAGGCUCCCAAAGACCUUGAUCUAAACUAUGAUGUUCCUGAUGAGGAAGAUGAAGACGAUAUUGGAGAGAUAAACGAGAGGUUCAAUAAUGCUAACCUUGAUGAGGAUGAAGAUGAUGAGGAUAAUGAUGACCAAGCAGAAAACGCUAAGAACCCUGAAAUCCAAUAUUCUGAGUUAAAAUAACACCAUAAGUCAAUAUCUCACCCAGAGUAAUGAACUGCUAGACAGAAAGAUUAAAAAAGAGGAAGAAGCUUGGGACAUGAAAUUUCAAAACUACUGGACCAACCUGAUCAACUUUGAGCUUGAAAUCAGCAAACAAGGAGAUGACAGCGAAGAGAUCAAUACUAAGAUCAAUAUUUACUGUGAAAGGCUUCUCCAACACGUUGGAAAAUUCCGGAAAGAAAGUACUGAAAUUUUCCAGAAAAUAGUUGAAGAAAUGAGCAGGCCUGAAUCUAAAAGAACAAAUGUCGCUAUAAAUAUUAUUGAUACAGACUACCUCCCCUUUGCUUCUGAUGAUGAUUGUGCUGAGUUUGAGGUAUACAAAGAGAAGAACAUUAUUUUUAAGAUUGCUGCUUGUGAUAUGGAAGGUAAUUUAAAAUGGAAGCAAAUGCAAAGAGAGUUCAAUUCGAUGGAUGCCUUUUUCGAUACUCUUUAUAUCCUAUCAAAAGAUGAAGAACAGCCUAAGCUCAGAGUUCCUCUUUCUUGUAUAAUGGAUUACAAGGGAUUCAGAUGUCUGGCAACUGGACUUGUGCCAUUUGAUGAAUAUGCUCUAAAAGUCGGAUUUAACCAAGAUAACAAGUUUUUGAAUACCCAAUCUUUUAUGAAUAUUUUAAGCGAUGCAGGACAUAUUUUAGGACUAAAAGAUACAAAGGUGUUCCUCGGGGUGCUGUCAAGUCAUCAAAGUAUUCCAAUUUCUACACAUUUGAAGGUCUACCACUAUCGUCAAACUGAUAACUCAGACAAUAAUUUUCUUGAUUCUCCAACCGUGAAAUCGAAAAAGUAUCAUUUUUCAGAGCUCCAAUAUGACAUUAAGCCAAAUCAAGAUCUUGGUUAUGUAUUUAAUACUUCUUACAUGUUUCCGUUGGAUUUUUCUCUGAACCAGGCCAACGGAAUCCAAGAGAGAUAUAUAAGGCCUGAAUUCUUAUGUCAAUAUGAAAGACCAUUAAAGGCUGAUACAAGAAAAUUGCCUCCAAAAGGAGUGGAAAACCGUGUAAAAGAGGACCAAGAUAUGCUUGAAAUUAACGAAGCUUCUAAGACUCUUCAAUCUAAAACUAUUCCUAAUUUAGUGAGCCUGUUAGAUUCUUUGACUCUUGUCCCUCUUGACAGCAAGAACUUAUCUGAAAUAUUCCAUUCUUAUGGGAUUAACAUGAGAUACCUUGGAAUAGUAGCGAGGUACUCAAAUCUCUUUCAUGUGCAAGAUAUUUGCAUAAACGAAAUGAUUGCGAGAAUUUUAAAGCAGCUUCUUAAUGCUCAAAUUGCUUCCAGCAUAAAAGAGCUCUCGCUCGAUGAUGAAGAGAGUUCAGCUCAUUACACUCAUGCAAGGCAUGAGCCUAUUCAAAGGAACCCUAGAAGUAUCAUCAAGACUAAAUCAAAGAAUGAUUUUCAUCCAAAUAGAUCUAUUGACAAAGCAGUUGGAUUUAACGAUGACAAUAUUACUAGUCUGAACAGGAGCGUCGAUAAACAGAACUCUGAUAUUUUAGAGGUGGAUGAUCUUGAAACUAACCUUUAUAAAGAUAACAGAUGUAAUGAGUGGUAUCAGGACUUCCUAAACCUUACCUUUGGAAAUGACAAGGAAAGUGAGGACUUCUUCCAUGAAGUAGUGUAUCCUAGGAUACAGGUUUAUUAUAGCUAUCCUGUUGAGCAAUUGAAGGAAUACAAGAUCAAUUAUACAGCUUUAUAUUAUUCACUGUUAUACCAUUGCGGUCUUCAGAUUGAUAAGGAACAGGAGUUAUAUAAGAAACUUGGAAAGACUCAGAAACCUUUUGAACAUUACAAUUAUGUUAAAUGUGUUCCUAUAAGCAAAACUUAUCCAAUGAGAAAACUGCCAGUCCAUGACUUUGCAAAUAAAUAUAAGGAGUAUAGGGCUAGAGGAGAGAACGAAAUGGCUCUUCAUGCUGCCAAGGCAAGAAUCUUAUAUACUAAAUUGGUUGAAGGUAGAAUAGAUUUGGAAGCUCAAGGAGAAAUUGCAGAGCUUCUAGUUGAAGAAGCCAUGUAUGAUGAAGCUAUUGAGCAAGCUGAAAUUGGUCUACAAAAUUGAGGCCAUGAAAAUUCAUCUUCUAUUAAAUUUUAUUGAGUCUUAAUGAGAGCAUAUCAAAGAACUGGAGACACAAAGGAAGCUCAAAUAUACUUUGACAAGACUAUAAUGUGUCUAGUUCAUCAUUGGGGUCAGUUACACCCACUUCAUUGUACUAUUUAUAACAUUAUGGCCUUCUUAAUGAUCGAUGAAGGAAGUCUAAAAGAGGCAGAAUAUUGAUAUAUGUCUUCUCUAUCCUGUUGCUCUAAAGUUCUUGGAACUAAUCAUAUUCAGACUGCUGAGGUAUAUAUGGAUUUUGGAAGAUUAUACCUCAAAAUGCAUCGAAAAAGUGAAGCUUUAGUAAAUUUCCAAGCUGCAUUUAAUAUCUACCAGAGCUAUUUUGAGAAGCAGUCCUUGCCAUGUGGAAAUGCAGGAUUCCAUAUUGCCACAAUAUUGGAGGAAGAGCGUCGUCUUCAUGAGGCAUUUGAAUAUGCUCAAAUUGCUGUAGAGGCAUACUCCAAGAUUAAUGGUCAGGCCAGCGAUUUGGCAAUUUCAAGCCAGUGGCUAAUAAUCUCAAUUUCAUUUAGUUUGAAAAGUGCUAAAACUGAAGAGUAUUCAGCCGAAUUAUUCAGAAAUCUAAAUGAAAGGGAUCAACAUAUUCAGAGUAUAGAAGAAAAUAAAGGUGUGGAACAAACCAUUGACGAAGAGACCAGAGAAAGAAUUGAGAGAAUUAAGGAAUACCUUGCAGCUGUAGAUAUUAUGAAUACCACCAGGAAUUUGGAUAGGGAGAGAAGGACUAACCUCAAAGCUUAUGUUGAAGCUAUCAUGAGAGAAGAAGACAAAGACAAUGAAAUUGAAAUUGGAUACGAAAUUGGUAGAUAUGGAGAAGAGGUCUCUCAAAAGCCUACUUCUGGCUCCAGAGGAAUUGAUCCUAUUAAAGUUAGUUCUAUUUCUAAUCUCACAUUCACUGAUGCACAAAGAAAGUUACUGAAUGAAAUUUAUGAAGCAGCUGUUGAAAAUCAGUGCAAGGGUGUUUUUGACUUUUAUUACGAUAAGAUUAAAGAGAUCGUUGACAUGAUAGCAGUACCUGAUGAGAGUGGAGGCUAUACUGGCUCUCAGAAAGGUUUUGAGGGAUUCAAUAAAGUGAGAAACGAGAAAAGAUUUACCAAUGAACUUAACAAGAGCAUUACAUCCAAGUCAUUGAUUCUGAAAUGCAUAAGAAUAUUUGAAGAUGUCAAUUUCAUGAGUGUGAUAUUGGCUUCUACAGCUACUUAAAUCAUAGUUAUAAAUUUUGGCACUAAAUUAGUAAUAUUUAGUGAUAUAAAG
Moneuplotes crassus is the source of this 4268-nucleotide messenger RNA. Lineage: Eukaryota; Ciliophora; Spirotrichea; Euplotida; Euplotidae. The record is from the annotation of a GenBank genome assembly.